This is a messenger RNA of Sorex araneus (European shrew), 2948 nucleotides long. RefSeq names its product phosphatidylinositol transfer protein beta (gene PITPNB). The record is from RefSeq and is a predicted model, not a curated record. Gene Ontology annotation, biological process: phospholipid transport. Gene Ontology annotation, molecular function: phosphatidylcholine intramembrane carrier activity; phosphatidylcholine binding; phosphatidylinositol binding. The coding region runs from base 98 to 916 and encodes 272 amino acids. NCBI's taxonomy places the organism in Eukaryota, Metazoa, Chordata, Mammalia, Eulipotyphla, Soricidae. Gene Ontology annotation, cellular component: cytoplasm. The transcript has 11 exons.
GGCGGGGCCGCGCAGGCGCCUUGAGAGGCGGUAGCGGCGGCGGCGGCGGCGGCAGCGGCGGCGGUAGCGGCGGCAGCUGUGAGGGGGUUCCGGGAAGAUGGUGCUGAUUAAGGAAUUCCGUGUGGUUUUGCCAUGUUCCGUUCAGGAGUAUCAGGUGGGGCAGCUGUAUUCUGUCGCAGAAGCUAGUAAGAAUGAAACUGGUGGUGGAGAAGGAAUAGAAGUCCUCAAGAACGAACCGUACGAGAAGGAUGGAGAAAAGGGGCAGUACACGCACAAAAUCUACCAUCUCAAGAGCAAAGUUCCUGCCUUCGUGAGAAUGAUCGCUCCGGAGGGCUCCUUGGUGUUCCACGAGAAAGCCUGGAAUGCAUACCCCUACUGUAGAACAAUUGUAACGAAUGAAUAUAUGAAAGAUGACUUCUUCAUUAAAAUCGAAACAUGGCACAAACCAGACCUGGGAACGUUAGAAAACGUCCAUGGUUUAGAUCCAAACACUUGGAAAACUGUUGAGAUUGUCCACAUAGACAUUGCAGAUCGAAGUCAAGUUGAACCAGCAGACUACAAAGCCGAUGAAGACCCAGCGUUAUUCCAGUCAGUCAAGACCAAGCGAGGCCCCCUGGGACCCAACUGGAAGAAGGAGCUGGCGAGCAGCCCCGACUGCCCUCAGAUGUGUGCCUACAAGCUGGUGACGAUCAAGUUCAAGUGGUGGGGCCUGCAGAGCAAGGUGGAGAACUUCAUUCAGAAGCAAGAGAAAAGAAUAUUCACAAACUUUCACCGCCAGCUCUUUUGUUGGAUUGACAAGUGGAUUGACCUGACCAUGGAAGACAUCAGAAGAAUGGAAGAUGAGACACAGAAAGAGCUAGAAACAUUACGUAACCAAGGUCAAGUGAGGGGAACCAGUGCGGCCGGCGACGAGUGAAGACGCCUCUGACCAGUAUCCUGCAGUGUUGAUGCUUCCCCCGCGUGUGCGUGCGACUCCCUGUCACACGCACAGGCUCCCAGCCACGUGUGUAUAUAUGUCCGUGUGUGUGCGCGCGCGUCUGUAGCUGUAUAUAAAGCGCAUGUAGAGCUACAGGUCGGAAGACACACACUUGUGUAUAUAUGUACAUACAGACCUACUGAAGGGACUAGUACGAUUUCUCCAAAGUACUGUACCUGUCUUCAGCAAGAAUGCAAAUGAGAAUAUUUUCAAUAUAUACCUGGAGCAAAUUUUAAUAAUUAUCAGAGUAAUACCAUUAAUGGGCAAAUUGGCUGCGAUGUAAUACUAGCUGGUAUGUUUCAUAAAUGUCAAGUGCGGACCAAUAUAUAUAUAUAUAUAUAAUAUACAUAUAUAUAUAGACUUUUAUUACUUUUUUGUUCUUUUAAAUCGGUCUCUUGUAAAUUUUUAUUUAGUUCCACAAGCAUCAGACUCCCAUAGAAAAAUGUAUUCGAAAUAUUUCGGUAUUCCAGUGAACCUGGAAUGUAAACUCUGAAUGUAUUUAUAACGAUUUCUUUCUGGAUGGCCAUUAUUUUAAAGCCAAAUUGGGGGGGAAAAAAAUGUAUUAGUAAGGAGUAAAGUAGUAGGCCAGUUUUUACUUGUUUGCCCUGAGGGGGGGGAAAUCCUUUUAAAAAGAAGUUCUGGUUUUUAUUGGAUUUUUGUAUCUUGAACUUCAAGUAUUUUUCUACAUCCAGCCUAGCAAAAGUGGAGAUGACGGUUUGUGAUUUAUAAUGAACACUAUACAGUUCCCAGGCUCCCGUCAGGCCCCCUGGGACGGCCGGAGCCGCGCCGAGCAUGGCAGGUCGGCUGUCCGGAAAGGUCAGAGGUAGGUCCCGAGCUCCCGCCACGUCCUGUUCCCCAGGUGGCUUUCUGAGCCUGCAGCUGGGAAACUACGCAAAAGGCCCAGAGCAGUCUAGCUACCAGGUAGCCUAGAGACCGGGCUGCGGUUUGGCUCUUUCGGGGUUACGCGGCACAGGGAGGUGGCGGCCUGAGGCGUCCGCUGGGGGCCCAGCUUCCCACCGGGCAGGGCCGGGUGUUCUCCAGAGCCCGGCCUGAAGACGCAUCCAGAAAACGCUGCCUGGAAGCUGCCGCCCUGUCCCCCCACUCCCGGGUGGGGACCUUGGGUUUGUUUUUCUGAAGAGCCAACAGCUGAGGGUAGGGCGGGAGCCAGAGCUGUAGGCAGCAGGGAGGGCGCUUCUCUUGCCCGUAGCGAAUUUGAUCCCCGGCAUCCCAUAUGGUCCUCCGAGCACUGCCAGGAGCGAUUCCUGAGUGCAGAGCCAGGAGGAAGUCCUGGGCACCGCCGGGUGUGACCCCCCCUCCCCCAGAAAAAAGAAAAAUAGAAAAAAAAACAGACAAAGAGACUUAAAAAAAAAAAAAGAUUUCUCUAUCGAAGUCCGCUUUUCCCCGUCAUCCCUGGAAGCUUGAACAGAAUAUUGUUGAUGCCUUCCGCUCACAGUGUCUCGUGAGCCCGGCCCCUUACUCACGUCUCACUCCACCUGACGGCUGACAGUCCUGCCCUCGCCGCCCCUCGUCUCCCCACGCGUCCUGUGUCCACCCCCACACUGCUGUAGGCAGUGCCCCGUCCCCUCGCCAAAGCAGACCAGCCCACCAGCCCCCGAGCCGACGUCCACUGUGUCCUCAGGAUCAAGACUGAUGUUUACUGUCCGGGCCCGCGGUGAGAUGGGUUUUGUCAGGGCGCCAUCCCCGUCUGCAGCGUCCGAGGCGAGGAAGAUGGUGGCUCGUGCCGCCACGCGGGGGGCCUCGCCCUCUCCCCGGGACGAGCCGAGCUCUCGCUGGCAUCUGGCAGCGCCGGGAGCCCGGCGUGUGGAUUUUAAUGUUUUUCUAACAACUGUGGAGAUUUGAGGGAAUGUGUGGUGAAUGUAAAAUAUCUAGUUUACUUGGCAGUCUCUUGUGUAAAUUACAGUAAAACAAAGUAAAUGAAAUUUAAACAAAAAAUAAAUUUGAUCACAAAAUG